UGGAAGGGUAAAUCACCUAGCCCAGCUCACCUCAGCUCACCCCAAGCAGCUCCAGCUUUGCAGUAGGGAACCAAGAUUUUCCCACCUGGCUUCCAUGGAAGUAGCCAACAACAUUACUGAGUUUGUGUUCCUGGGUCUGUCCCAGGAUCCUAAGAUGCAGUUGAUGUUCUUCGUCCUGUUCUUCCUCUUCUAUGCUGUGAUUAUAGUGGGAAACCUGCUCAUCCUACUCACAGUAUGCUUUGAGUCUAAGCUCCACACUCCAAUGUAUUUUUUCUUAAGUAACCUCUCCUUUGUGGACAUUGCCUACUCGUCAGCCACAGCUCCCAAAAUGAUUGCAGACUUGAUCUCAGAGCGCAAGACCAUCUCCUACUGGGGCUGUGUUACCCAAAUGUUUACCUUCCACUUUUUUGGCUGUGGUGAGAUUUUUGUCCUGACAGUGAUGGCAUUUGACCGCUAUGCCGCCAUCUGCCAGCCUCUACGCUAUACCACCAUCAUGAGUGCCAAUACCUGUGCUCUGCUGGCUUUACUGUCCUGGGCAGGUGCCCUUGGGCACUCCUUUGUGCAGACCCUUCUGACUUUCCAGCUUCCCUUCUGUAGUGCUCAAGUCAUUGAUCAUUACUUCUGUGAUGUUCAUCCUGUCCUCAAACUUGCCUGUGCAGAUACCUCCUUGGUGAACUUGCUGGUGGUGGCCAAUAGUGGUCUCAUCUCCCUGGGCUGCUUCCUCAUUUUACUAGCUUCUUACACAGUAAUUCUGCUUAGCCUCAGGAAGCACUCUGCAGAGAGCCGACGGAGAGCUCUUUCUACUUGUGGCUCUCACUUGACAGUAGUGAUCUUCUUUUUUGUCCCAUGCAUCUUCAUCUACCUUCGCCCAUCUACUACCUUCCCACUGGACAAGGCAGUCUUUGUGUUCUACACCACCAUCACUCCAAUGCUGAAUCCUCUUAUCUACACCCUGAGGAAUGAGGAUGUGAAGAAUGCCAUGAAAUGGUUAUGGAGCCACAAAGUUUUAGGGGAAGAAAAGAAAAGAUGA
This is a messenger RNA of Phascolarctos cinereus (koala), 1030 nucleotides long. Its product is annotated as olfactory receptor 4S2-like. Gene Ontology annotation, molecular function: olfactory receptor activity; G protein-coupled receptor activity. Gene Ontology annotation, cellular component: membrane. NCBI's taxonomy places the organism in Eukaryota, Metazoa, Chordata, Mammalia, Diprotodontia, Phascolarctidae. Gene Ontology annotation, biological process: G protein-coupled receptor signaling pathway. The record is from RefSeq and is a predicted model, not a curated record.